AUUUAGAGAAGUAGCUCGCUAUGUCUUAGAUCUUUCAUAUAUCUUCGACUUUUUCUACCAUUGUUUCAAAUGUUCCUGAACAUGAAAACACGUAAUCAAUUAACCAUCUAUCAUAGUUUCUCAGUUAGUUUCAUAUUCAAAUGCAUUAAAGUUCUCCUGACCAGAUCCAUUGGUCUAUUGCCUUAAAUUAGACGACGUUUCUGUUUAUCUUCUUCUUUCAUAUCAGAGAGAGAGAGAGAGAGAAAGAGAGGGAGAGAGAGAAGAAGAAAAAGAAGAAGAAGAAGAAGAAGAAGAAGAAGAAGAAGAAGAAGAAGAAGCAAAAAAAUGUCAAGAAAGGCAUGUUGUGUGGGAGAAGGGCUGAAGAAAGGAGCAUGGACCAUUGAAGAAGACAAGAAACUCAUUUCUUACAUUCAAGAACAUGGCGAAGGAGGAUGGCGUGACAUUCCCCAAAAAGCUGGACUAAAACGAUGUGGAAAAAGUUGUAGAUUGCGAUGGGCUAACUACUUGAAACCAGAUAUCAAGAGAGGAGAAUUUAGCUACGAGGAGGAGCAGAUUAUCAUCAUGCUUCACGCUUCACGUGGAAACAAAUGGUCGGUAAUAGCAAGACAUUUGCCCAAAAGAACAGACAACGAGAUCAAGAACUACUGGAACACACAUCUCAAGAAACGCCUGCUCGAUCAGGGUAUCGAUCCCUUGACCCAAAAGCCACUUGCCUCUAACCCUGAACCAGCCACGCCCAAGACUUCUGAUUUCCAAGAUGACUCAAACCCGAGUAACCUAGAUGAGCAAUCACACUCGGGUUCCAUGUCUCCAAAGUCUCUUCAUCUCUCUUCAGGCUCAUGCAACAGUGAGGAGACACCGAGAAACUAUGGUUCCUUGAAACCCAAGAAAUCGAGUGCUACAUCAGAACUGUUAAACAAAGUUGCAACUAAGGCAGCUUCCAUGGGUAAUAUCAUAUCAGCGUCCAUGGAAGGAACCUUGAUCCCCUCUACAACUCUGUCCCAGCCAUGUCUCAAUGAUGGCUUUUCCGAGACUAGUCAAUUUCAGAUGGACGAACUCGAUCCAUUCUCUAACUCAUCUGAAUAUAUCGAUCAUAUGAAGGAAGAUAUAUGCAUGAACUUUGAUCUCAACAAUUCUGACUACGAUUUCUCGCAGUUUCUGGAGCAAUUUAAUAACGAUGCAGCCGAGGAAGCUGAUGACAUUAUAGGAUAUGAUCAAGAUCUCCUUUUGUCUGAUGAUGUCUCAUCAACAAGCGUUGAUGAAGACAGUAUGAUGCGAAACCUAACCGAUUGGUCCAAUUAUCUUCUUGACGAUUCCGACUUUUCUCAUGAUACGAACCAAGAUUAGUCGAAAAGAACUUCAUAUGAUCCGUUGGUUGCUUACUGGUUAAAUUCGUGGUUUAGCAAGCCCAAGAAUAGGGUUUCACCAUUAUGUAUGUUUACUAUAUAGCUAAUAAGGGAUUCUCUUAGUUAGAGAACCAUGUAAUGUCGUGGAUCAGUUUGUAUCUGAUUUGCGGUAGACGCGAGUUUUUUUAAUAAAGCUUGUAUUUGGUAAACAGCU
Messenger RNA from Raphanus sativus (radish), 1560 nucleotides. Its product is annotated as transcription factor MYB29. The transcript is spliced from 3 exons. The coding region runs from base 325 to 1347 and encodes 340 amino acids. NCBI's taxonomy places the organism in Eukaryota, Viridiplantae, Streptophyta, Magnoliopsida, Brassicales, Brassicaceae. The record is from RefSeq and is a predicted model, not a curated record.